GGAGAAAGCAAACUGGUUUUGCUUCAGCACUCGGCGCUGUUCACCGACUUAUGGAUGAAACAUGAUCCGUGCAGAGGCAGGCUUCUCGUGAGAGGGGCGAUUUCCCACUGGAGAGAAGAAUAAUUGCAAAAAGGACAGAAAAUGGAGAUAUAAAAAAGCAAGAAAAUCUACAAUGGUCAAAACACACCUCGGCUUUUUCCGUAAAAGAGGAGGGGGCAAUCCUCCUUUUUUCGGGGCACUCCGGAAAUAUCGUAUGCGGAAAACCUACGUAAGUCGCAGAGGCGCAAACAACAAGAAAACAGAGAAGUAGAGCCAUUAAGUGUCCACUCCGGCCUGCUCUUCCCAGAAUGCAGUGGGCGCUGGACUUCCUGCCUCUGCCUCCUUGCCCAGAGCUGGGCACGCAGCCGCUCAGCGGGAUCCUCUGGGCUCUGCUGGUUCUGUUCCUCUGGUACUGCUACCGGGUGGGGUCGGACCCCCCGCUGCCGGGCCGGACGCACCCGGGCAAGCUGAAGUCCAGCUGCUCGCGGUCCAGCCGAAUGUCCCGGUCCAGAGGAGGAGGAGGAGGAGGAGGAGGGGGAGGAGGGGGAGGGGGAGGCAGCGAUGGCACGGACCCCUCGAGCGGCGCUGCCAAGAUCGCUGUCGGCAAUAGCGGAACCCCCUGCAUCGCCAUGGAGACGGGGGAGGAAGAGGAGGAAGAAGAGGCGGGGCGUCGCCGUGGCUACCUCACCCCUGUGCUGGGGCACACGCUGUUCCCCGCCCAGGCCCCGCCCACCAGCAGGAAGUUAUAUAGCGCCUUGCAGGAGUACGCCAAGCGCUACAGCUGGGCUGGAAUGGGUCGGAUCCACAAAGGCCUGAGGGACCAGGCCAGACUCAGCGACCGCUCUUCCAUCCAGAAGCCCCAUCUCUUCUUCCUCCCCGACGUUCCCAGCACCCCCUUCUUCCCACGCGACGCCCAUCGCCAUGACAUUGAUGUCCUGGAGGCCAGCUAUCCCAUAAUUCUGGCUGAGUUCCAGGCGGUGUACCAGUGGGGCAUAGAUGCCAAGCUGGGAUGGACCUGCCAGGGGCCCAAGGGUCAGGCGGUGUUCCCGCUGUAUAGCGCGGGGGUGUGUGUGGCGGGGAACUGCCGGUCCUGCCCCUGUACAUACCGCACCCUCCUCUCCCUCCGCACCUUCAUCAGCAGCAACUCCCUGGGGGCCGCUGGCUUCUGGAUCCUGGGGCCCGGGACCACGCUGGGGGGCGGCUACGGCCCCACCAACUCACGGCUGCGCUGCCACUUAGGGCUGCAGACGCCCCCUCAGUGUGAGCUGGUGGUGGGAGGGGAGCCCCAGUGCUGGUCAGAAGGACACUGCCUCCUGGUGGAUGAUUCUUUCCUACACACUGUCUCCCACAAUGGUGUAGCAGAAGAUGGCCCGAGAGUGAUCUUUAGCAUUGACCUCUGGCACCCCAAUGUUGCAGCAGCUGAGAGACAGGCCCUGGACUACAUCUUCUCCCCAGAGCAAUAGAACUACAACUCCCACUCUGCACUGGUCUUACUGCCUGUUCUAAAAUUCUUACUGUUCUAUGCUACACAAUGUGUUCUUAAACCAAAUUAAAGUCAAAACUAAAUGGCAUUUUCAAGCCUAGAGCUGAAACAUUUGAACAAAGGACAUAUUUGGAGUUGGAUAUAUUGCCAAUGGUGAUAAUUAAUACUCAGAACACAAAUAUACUUACAGAUAUUCAGGAUUUGGGGAUUUGUUGCUUUCGACUUUAUAAAAAUCAAGUAUGUAUGUCCCAGUGCUUCCUUAAAACUGUGAAGAAGAAAGAAGAUGUUCAUUCAUGAAUGAACAUUGGCUUUCUAACUUUCAUUCUCGUUUUGUGCCUGAAAUGUUUUAUUUUUCACUACGAACAAAUUUAUGACUUAUACUGUGAUGUAACCUGCAGUGCAAUUGCUUGUCCGAGUCUCUGUUCAGAAAAUCAAAUGCUUAUGUUCAGUGUGAUGCCUUUGUCAUAUAAAAACCCCACUUGAACCUAUUUUAAUAGCUCAUAAUCACAGAAACCACAUUAUGAAGAUAAAUAAAAGAAUGCAUGCACAUGUGAUUGAAUGUAAAAGCACCAUAAACAUAAUAAACAUAUCUCUAUUUCCCUGUG
Messenger RNA from Conger conger (European conger), 2127 nucleotides. It is a transcript of the gene asphd1, whose product is annotated as aspartate beta-hydroxylase domain containing 1. The transcript has 6 exons. Bases 348 to 1502 code for a protein of 384 amino acids. NCBI's taxonomy places the organism in Eukaryota, Metazoa, Chordata, Actinopteri, Anguilliformes, Congridae. The record is from RefSeq and is a predicted model, not a curated record.